CGAGGCCUGCAGGCCAGCUGGCCCUGAGGAGUACUGGCUAUGGCAAGGAAGGCGUGCUUUGGCUCCAGUAGAGGGCCUGUGACGGGCAGAGACCGCACCUGUGUGCUCUGGGCUCUGGCCUGGACUAGCGAUCUGGCCGGACUGCGGUGGCCUUUGAGGCCCCACACCCACAUACGCCCAGGCCUUCCUCUAGGCUGGCGGAGGUCGAGGAGCUCAAUGGGCAGCCCAGGGCAAGGGCAGACUGUGGGGCCCUGCUCGCCAUUCUGCCCCCCUUGGAGAGAAGCUGAAAGGUAAGUGGGCUUUCUGUGUGGCUUUGACAGAGGAGAGCCCUGGGGUGGCCAGUCUCACCAUCCCAGAGACGCUCUCUGGAGGGUCUGGGGCUCCUACUCUUGCCUGAAUGUGUCUCUCCCCUGCCUUCCAUAUACAUAGCUGGUUGGAGAAAUAAAUUGGUCGGCUGCCAACGUGAUAUGAGCCAGCUUGGAUAACAUGUAAAGAUUUCAAUUUAACGUAUUUUUUUUCCGUCUUAGUGCCUACAGAAGCUAGAAGUAAAAUGUUUUUUGGCUUUUAAGCUAAGAAAUCAAAUUCUCUCAUUGGCUGGGACAAUUAUUAGAUUGAAAAUCCAGGUCAAGACAUAACAAAUAAUAAUAGUAAACUGACACCAACCCCAACACUGUGUGAGACAUGGAGGAAUGAAAGAAAAAUAUAAAUGUAAACAUUUAUCAACACCUCCAAACCAGUUGUUUUCAUCUUAAUUAAUAACUAGCUGAAAAGCAAUCCAAAAAAUAACUCAGACAUGAUAUUCUUCAGUUUUUAAAAAUUCCCUUUUUAUUUUUUGACUCUUGUGUUUUCAUUUUCACCUCUUGAAUCAUUUCCCUGAAGAAAUAAAUGUAAGGGAAAUGUCAAAUUCUAUCUUCUCCUUCGAGGACCUUCUUUAUAUGCAAAGGAAAAACUUUCCCGGCUGGACUGACUGGGGCUCAGGCACAAAGCUUCCAGGUGCAGCCCACAUCUGCAAGAAAGCAGCAGCCUUCCAGGGUGCCCUCUUGGGUGGAAGCCAACCUUAGGCUAGUCCUUUCCCAAUUUUUUCCCUUUGGAGAAAGGGAAGUCAGGGAAAAAAUCGAAAAGCAAGGAAGAGAUUAGUCCUUACCAGAUUCCUAAGGGAUCAUUGUCAAUUGCCACCUCCCCCCUAAAGUCCUGAACAGCCUGUGUUGGCCAGGGUUUUACAGAUCUUAUAAACAGUCUCCAGAAAUCCAACCACAUAGCGUAAAUAGUCUUUCUUCAACCUCCACAGAAUUGAGGAUUUUAAAGCUAAUUCAAGGGAUUUUACAAGCCCAACAAACAGUCGUAAAAAUGCCAUUGGGCCGAUAUCACAUUUUACAAAAACGAGAUUGAUCCGUGUGUUGUAAAAGUCAGCUAUCUGGAAGGCACACCUCUCAGGCAAGAGAGAGCAGUCCAGGACAGGCUUUUCAUGUCCUAUCUGGGGACGGCCAGGCCUGGACAGUGGUAAAACAAUUCAGGAUUUCUGGAGCCAGUAAGACAACUAUUCCCUAUUCCCGGUUCUGGAGCUACUGCGGAUGGUAGCCCUCGGAGCAAUCUCAGGAAGGGCAGGAAAGAGGCCGAGCCCCAGGACAGUACUGGCUGUCGGGCACCCCCGGAAACCAAGCCCAUCAAUUAUCUCUCUGGCCUUGGGCCCCAGCAAGCUGCCCUCUGUGCUCUGCUCAGCCAGGGGCCCUGCUUCUCCUGCACCUCUGGAAUGAGGGCAGAGAGAUUCCACAGCUGGAUUUUUAACUGUAUCAGCUCUGAGCGGUUUGAACAGAGGAUGGCGAGUCCCUGGGGUGCUGUUUAAGGGGAGCAGGUCCCAAAGCUGGCUUCGGAGCCCAGUCUCACAGCUGCUCCUGUCGGUCCUUUCUCCUUGAAAUUAGUGGUUUCUGGCCUCUCAAUUCCCUGAGUUCAAGGACAGGAUGGGGGUGCCUAGCUGGAGAGGGUGCUUUGAGGAUGGGCAGGCACAGGCCAUUGCAGGAGUGCCCAUGGGGACUCAGACAAAACGUUGCGAGAGAAGGGUACUGGAGGGAUGAGCGUUAUGUUUGGCUUAGUCCUGGUGAGCUUGAGGUGAGCUUCAGCUCUUGACUGCAAGGCCCAAGCCGCUGGUGAAAGUGGGGAAUGAGAGAAUAAGGGGGUUCACUGAUUCCUAAGGCACAGGAUGAAGGGCAAGGAGUAAAGGCUUGGUUUCUUGGAGCCCCUUCACCAGCUCAGGAACCCGCACCCAGGAGUAAGGGAGUGCAGGAGAGGUAACUCAGGACCCUGCCUGGAGUGCAGGCCGGCAGGGAGUAAAGCCACCCUUGUCACUACCCCUCCUGGCACGGGACUGUCAGGUUUCCUGUUUGGAGGGAAAAAAUAGCAAAAUCCAACAAGGCAAAAAGGGGAGGAGGAAAGAGCGGGCCUGGCGGGGUCUAGGUGGCGGCCCAGGCACUACCCCGGCUCGAUCUGUGCGCCCCUGCACGGGCCGUGCCCGCCGCUGGCGUUCGGGAGGAGAGCGGGGCCGGCUGGCUGUGAGCGCCCAUUAAUCUGCCGGGCGGGCGGCGGGCGGCGGGCGGCAGGCUGGGGGCUGUUUGUAACUUUGCUGCCUCGGUCGCCGCGGUCCCCGGGGAGCGGGCUCCGGCGCUCGCUCCCAUUGGCCGCCGCCGCGUCAGCUGGUGCGAUUUGCUGCUGUCGCUUUUGGCGUUCGGCCAUCCAGAAACAAACCAGUUCGAUGACUACUAAUAGUUAUAGCCAGAUGUACUAAUACACAACAAAUCACAGUCCUGCAGAGGGGCGCGCAAAUGAGUUCCUAUUUUGUGAAUCCCACUUUCCCCGGGAGCCUGCCCAGCGGCCAGGACUCCUUCUUGGGCCAGCUGCCCCUCUACCAGGCCGGCUAUGACGCGCUAAGGCCCUUCCCGGCCUCGUAUGGGGCGUCGAGCCUCCCGGACAAGACGUACACCUCACCUUGUUUCUACCAACAGUCCAACUCGGUCCUGGCCUGCAACCGGGCGUCCUACGAGUACGGGGCCUCAUGUUUCUAUUCUGAUAAGGACCUCAGUGGCGCCUCGCCCUCGGGCACUGGCAAGCAGAGGGGCCCUGGGGACUACCUGCACUUUUCUCCCGAGCAGCAGUACAAACCCGACAGCAGCAGCGUGCAGGGCAAAGCCCUCCAUGACGAAGGCGCCGACCGGAAGUACACAAGCCCCGUUUACCCUUGGAUGCAGCGGAUGAACUCCUGCGCGGGUGCUGUGUACGGGAGCCAUGGGCGCCGAGGCCGCCAGACCUACACGCGCUACCAGACGCUGGAGCUGGAGAAGGAGUUCCACUUCAACCGCUACCUGACGCGGCGCCGCCGCAUCGAGAUCGCCAAUGCGCUCUGCCUCACCGAGCGCCAGAUCAAGAUCUGGUUCCAGAACCGCCGCAUGAAGUGGAAAAAGGAAAAUAAGCUCAUCAACUCCACGCAGCCCAGCGGGGAGGACUCUGAGGCAAAGGCGGGCGAGUAGACUCCUGGGCAGGGACCAGGCCAGCGCAGCAACCUUCUUCGGCUUUGCCUCUCGCGCUCGCCUGCUCCCCAACUUUUCUCCCCGCCUGCUCCCAUCAGAGGCGUCCGCAGCUUCAGAAGAGCCCGGCGCGCCUGAGCAUUUAUUUCUUACAAACAAAAAACAAAACAAAAACCACACACACAGCCAAUACCAGUAGUGGAGCAGGGCGCACUGUACACGCACAGUCCCGCUGCACAGGCUGCCCAAACCGGCCCGGGGUUCCGGAACGCGCCCCAAAUUCGCCCUGGGCUCCUGUGUUAGCGCUUCAGCGCUCCCCGAGCUUGGGACGCGGGGUAGCUGGGGACGCGGGAUUGCUGGGCAGAGCCCCGUUUCCUGUCUGGGCGUCUCCGCCUCACUCCCUCGCCAGUAAGUCCCGAAGGGCAUCACCAAAUCCUCUCUGGCCACUGGAAAGAGGGAGUCUAAGGGCUGAGGCUCCAGCCUUGUCGCGGCCUCCAGGAUGCCCCCUAAACACGAAAAAGGUCAUGGAACAAAGGGGGCCCCCCUGACAGAGCCAAGUCUCUCGCCAGGCGCGCAACAGUCAGUGGAAGAGAAGCAGCCUCAGCCGAGUGGAGCUAACCUGGGCGCGGGUGGAACAUUACAGCUAGCGGGAGCGACUGGGCUCCCUCAGGCUCCGGGCUCCCGAUUCCAGUUCCCUGCCUCCGACUGCGCCCGCGUCACCACCACAGCAGCUUUCAGGACCCAACAAGGGGGCCCAGGGCCAUGGGAGCGGCCAGAAUCCCGGCUUCCAAAUGUGCCAGGAGCGCCUGCGACGCUGGGCCUCCAGCGGGGAGACUCUCCUUGCCUCUCGGAUACAUUUGUGGUUUACUUUCGUCUUUCAAAGCCCAGGAAAAUAACUACAGAGAUGCCACGCACGGCCACGAAAUGCUUCCAUUAGCGCCCUCAUUUUACUUUUGGAGGUCUAAGCAAGCCCCCAAUAACUUGGCCCACGGACCCCCAGACCCCAAGCAGCCUCUGUGGCCGCGGGGAGUCUGGGCCCACUCCCUGGGUUCAAGGAGAACCCUCCGACUUGGGGCCUGGUUGGCUCGAGGAACGGGACCCUGUGGUGAAGAUUCUCCAGGCUGGAUACGUAAGCAAAUCAAAUAGCAAACUAAUGACACGAAAACCAUAUUUACAUGAAAGAAAAAUCGACUACGGUUAUAAAAGUGUAUGGAAUUUGACCUCGCCUCGGAGAAACACUACACAAAAGCUAUCUUUAAUAGACGCCUGUCAUUUAAGAGCGGCAGGGACACUGUCCCUCAUGCGCGCUCGCAAAAACAGAGCUGUAAUUGUAGCUGCUGCUGCGGGCAGGAUUUAUUUCUCCAAUUGGCUAAAUGGCUUCCCCCCCUCUUUCCCGAAGGUGAGAUCUGUAUUUUCAAAAUUCAGAGCUGCCAGCAGGACGAGCAGAACCGACCCCAGCCUCGACACAAAAAUAAGAUGGGCUGCAAAGCAGAGGGGAGAGGGGGGAAUAAAGUUGUUGUAAAUAAAAUGCAAGUCACCACCUCCCCCCCCAUCCUCUGCAUCCUCGCCCGGCGCGCGAUCGGCAGCUGACGGCCUAACAAUUGGUACAUCCUAAUGGAACUGCGAGGGAAAUGCAAUAAUUUUGCCAUAAUGGGCUGUAACCUCAAUUCGACCCCGGCCCUUGCAGCCCUGGGUCGGAAGCGGGGCGAUGAGCCAUGCCUCCAGCGGGUGGCGCUCGAGUCCGACUGAACAGCGGCGGCGAGGGGCGGGCACGCGCCCGGGGCGCGCGCGCCACCCUUCUCGCCUCCACCCAACUCCCCCAUUAGUGCACGAGUUUACCUCUAGAGGUCAUCAGGCAGGAUUUACGACUGGACAACAAAAGCACGUGAUUCGAAGUCGUACCCCAUAUUUGGGUGCCUACGUAGGAGGGAACCAAGUACAUGUCCCAGUCAUUUCCAUAAUUCAUCAUAAAUUGUGCAAGGGUGCUAUAGACGCACAAACGACCGCGAGCCACAAAUCAAGCACACAUAUCAAAAAACAAAUGAGCUCUUAUUUUGUAAACUCAUUUUGCGGUCGCUAUCCAAAUGGCCCGGACUACCAGUUGCAUAAUUAUGGAGAUCAUAGUUCCGUGAGCGAGCAAUUCAGGGACUCGGCGAGCAUGCACUCCGGCAGGUACGGCUACGGCUACAAUGGCAUGGAUCUCAGCGUCGGCCGCUCGGGCUCCGGCCACUUUGGCUCCGGAGAGCGCUCCCGCAGCUACGCGGCCGGCGCCACCACGGCGCCCGCCGAGCCCAGGUACAGCCAGCCGGCCACGUCCACGCACUCGCCUCCGCCCGACCCGCUGCCCUGCUCCGCCGUGGCCCCCUCGCCCGGCAGCGACAGCCACCACGGCGGGAAAAACUCCCUGGGCAACUCCAGCGGCGCCUCGGCCAACGCCGGCAGCACCCACAUCAGCAGCAGAGAGGGGGUUGGCACGGCGUCCGGAGCCGAGGAGGACGCCCCUGCCAGCAGCGAGCAGGCGAGUGCGCAGAGCGAGCCGAGCCCGGCGCCGCCCGCCCAACCCCAGAUCUACCCCUGGAUGCGCAAGCUGCACAUAAGUCAUGACAACAUAGGCGGCCCAGAAGGCAAAAGGGCCCGGACGGCCUACACCCGCUACCAGACCCUGGAGCUGGAGAAAGAGUUCCACUUCAACCGCUACCUGACCCGCCGAAGAAGAAUUGAAAUAGCCCAUGCUCUUUGCCUGUCCGAGAGACAAAUUAAAAUCUGGUUCCAAAACCGGAGAAUGAAGUGGAAAAAAGAUAAUAAGCUGAAAAGCAUGAGCAUGGCGGCGGCGGGAGGGGCCUUCCGCCCCUGAGUAUUUGAGCGUAUAAAGUACUGAGCAGUAUUAGCGGAUCCCGCGUAGUGUCAGUACUAAGGUGACUUUCUGAAACUCCCUUGUGUUCCUUCUGUGAAGAAGCCCUGUUCUCGUUGCCCUAAUUCAUCUUUUAAUCAUGAGCCUGUUUAUUGCCAUUAUAGCGUCUGUAUAAGUAGAUCUGCUUUCUGUUCAUCUCUUUGUCCUGAAUGGCUUUGUCUUGAAAAAAAAAAUAGAUGUUUUAACUUAUUUAUAUGAAGCAAGCUGUGUUACUUGAAGUAACUAUAACAAAAAAGAGAAAAAAAACACACAAAAAGUACCCCUUCAAUCUCGUUUAGUGCCAAUGUUGUGUGUUGCACUCGAGUUGUUUAACUGUGCAUGUGCGUGGAAGUGUUCCUGUCUCAAUAGCUCCAAGCUGUUAAAAAUAUUUUUAUUCAAACUACCUAUAUUCCUUGUGUAAUUAAUGCUGUUGUAGAGGUGACUUGAUGAGACGCAACUUAACUUGUUCGACGUGUAGUGACUAGUGACUCUGUGACAAAAACUGUGACUCCAAGCGGUGUGUCCCUGCGUGCCUUUGUAGGACCCUUUGCACGAACUCUGGAAGUGGCUCUUAUAAGCUCAGCUUCAGUGAUGUAUGUUUUUGUGAACAAAGUUACAAAUAUUGUCCAAGUCUGGCUGUUUAAGCAAACUGUGAUCAGCUUUUUUUUUUUUCUUUUUUGGUAUUUGUUUUUAAGGAAAAAAUACUGACUGGAAACAAAAAAUAAACUUUCUAUUGUAAGUUC
This is a messenger RNA of Microcebus murinus (gray mouse lemur), 7148 nucleotides long. It is a transcript of the gene HOXA6, whose product is annotated as homeobox A6. NCBI's taxonomy places the organism in Eukaryota, Metazoa, Chordata, Mammalia, Primates, Cheirogaleidae. Gene Ontology annotation, biological process: anterior/posterior pattern specification; regulation of transcription by RNA polymerase II. Gene Ontology annotation, cellular component: nucleus. Gene Ontology annotation, molecular function: DNA-binding transcription factor activity, RNA polymerase II-specific; RNA polymerase II cis-regulatory region sequence-specific DNA binding. The record is from RefSeq and is a predicted model, not a curated record.